Messenger RNA from Closterium sp. NIES-67, 1357 nucleotides. NCBI's taxonomy places the organism in Eukaryota, Viridiplantae, Streptophyta, Zygnematophyceae, Desmidiales, Closteriaceae. The record is from the annotation of a GenBank genome assembly.
AAAUUUUUAGUCAAGCCACACAUCCUACCAUCUAAGGACGUGCAACAGCGUCAACGUUCUUAGAGACCGAGGUAACAUUCCUCCUCACGCAGUGUCCCUCGUGCUGCGCGGCUCCACCCUGCGCCUGAUUAUUGUCAAAUCGAUCAAAAGGCGUUUAAAAGCGACUUAACAUGGCCGCCGUUCUCUCCAAUGCUGCCGUCGUGGCCACACCAGCAUGCACCGCAGCACCGCGAGCCGACGCCCGCCAGACCGCCUCCACUGCCGCCGUCGCUGGCGUGAGACACGCGUCGGCUGGCGCCGCUUCGGCGUGGAAGCAGGGGGGUGCGUCGCUGCAGCUACGAAGCAAAUGCCACGUGGCACCGGCGACGAGGCGGGCGGCAUUCAGAGUGUACGCAGCGGAAGGGAACCCCGCGACCGCCGUGGCGGAGGACGUGAGCUUCUCGUGGAGCGGGCCGGGCGCGGAGGUGCUUCUAACGGGCGACUUCCUCAACUGGGAGGUCAAGAUCCCGCUGGUCAAGCUGCCCAACGGCACCUUCUCCGCGCGCCAGAAGCUCCCCCCCGGGCGCUACGCCUACAAGUUCAUAGUGGACGGCGUGUGGCAGCACUCCCCCGACGACGCCACCAUUUCUGACGGCGCUGGCGGCUUCAACAAUUCGCUCGUCAUCGAAGAGCCAAAGAAGCCCAAGGCAGCAGAGCCCGAGCCAGAGGCACCCGCCCCUGCUGCCCCUGCUGCUGCUGCUGCUCCUACGCCCAAGGCGGCGGGCGCGCCGGCAGGAAAGAAGGUGGUUGGGAAAGCAGUGGGCAAGGCGGUUGGGAAGAAGGUGGUUGCCAAGGCCAUCGGGCUGGCCAUGAGUGAAGACGUGAUCCCGGCGCUGCUGGCUGGGCUGGGGAAGGAGGACGGCGUGAAGAACGUGGAGAUCAACUUCACCGACAAUGUGCUGUGCGGCAGCUUCAUCAAGAACGACAUCCCCAUCAACUUCUGGGCCUACUUCCCUGACGGCACUCUCGAUGGUUCCCGUGGCUUCUCCCUCACGUCCUAUGGCAACCCCCCCAGCACCGUGGAGCCCUUCAUCAUCGAUGAGCGCAGAGUCACCCCGGAGCUCCUCGUCUUCUGGAUCACCAAGCGCCUCUUUGCGCAGAAGCUGCUCGCGCUUAACUAAGUAACGCGCAGAACACGACCGCCGUUGGUUGAGAGGAAACAUAAAAUGGUUUAGUUUUUCUUUUCUUUUCUUAGUACAAACAAGCCAGUGCCUUGUUGAUGUACCAAUCGUAUAAUUCUUUCCCUAUUUAGAUCAUACAAAUUCGUUCAAAUUGUGGCGUUUGCCCAUUUAUUAUGCAUGGCCUUAGUACGAUAGCA